AUUCUACCUAUCACAACUUCUACAGAGUCUGACUGGUCCAAAAUCUAUUCAAGAGAGGAGGACCAAACAGUUAGCCCAAGAGGAAUUUCUAGCCAUUUUAUUUUCCAGCCUGAGAAAAUGUUUUAGUUGGCCCAAAGAAAACUCCUUGCAGCGACAAAAUUGACAAGCAUGCCCACACCCCUGAGAAACCCUAGAGCUAGGAGGAGAAACUGAGAGGAGGAGAAAGAAGAAUCAAUAAACAGAAAAGGCCAAGGCAGUUUCAAAUGGCACUUCUCGCGUCUUCAACAUUGCCCUCAAGUCCACAAUAUCAGAUUAAAGUGUUGAGGAAUAAACCCUGUCGAUUACGUUGGUGCUUACUGUCACAUGCACCUCGCCAAAUCUCCCCAACAUGUUCGAUGAAAGUCACAAAGGCCCAUUUUGGUGAACCAAGUAAGGUCAAGCUGCAAUUGAAUAUUGUCAAGGAGAGGUUGUGGCAUGCCAUCCCCGACUCCGCAAAGGAAUUUCCUUGGAGAAAAGCUGAGGAUUUGCUGCUUAAGCGAUUACUGCUAGUUGGACAGAAGGCAUUCAAGUGGUCCCUUGUAAUACUUUUCUUGCUUAGUUUUCUAGCCGAUGUUAUGUAUUCCAUCUCUAGAAACCGGGAAUUGACGAUUCCUUUCGGUCUUCUUGCUGGCUGCUUGAUGAUGGACUUCUUGAAAGAGAUAUCAAUGGAAGUCUUUCAAGCGCCAGAGAAAAGAGGGCUGAACUUGCCGCUUCUGGGUAUCAGCUGCUGCUUCAUCCUUGUGAAGGUCAUGUCAACAUAUUUUACGCCAUUUCUUUUGCAUGUUGCAAAUGGUGGGUUGAUGCAAGUUUUGUGGCUUUGGGGUGAUUCACUGAAAGAAAACAGUCAAUGUAAUGAAGAGAAUAUCUGCACUGGCCAAAAUACUUAAUUAGCCAUGGCUGCAGAGGAAUAAACAAGGUCCAGUUCAUGAACGGGAUAUUUGGUUCCCAGUUGUAUCCUCAGAGCUAUGCAUGCAAAUAGUUAGCUUGUUCUGCACGUGACAUUGCUUUAUAAUGUGCUACCUGGCAUGUUCCAUA
Molecule: messenger RNA, 1074 nt
Organism: Populus nigra (black poplar)
Lineage: Eukaryota; Viridiplantae; Streptophyta; Magnoliopsida; Malpighiales; Salicaceae
Exons: 3
Coding region: 264-926 (220 amino acids)
Source: RefSeq, a predicted model, not a curated record